This is a messenger RNA of Gopherus evgoodei (Goodes thornscrub tortoise), 1319 nucleotides long. RefSeq names its product cell growth regulator with EF-hand domain 1 (gene CGREF1). The coding region runs from base 91 to 834 and encodes 247 amino acids. The record is from RefSeq and is a predicted model, not a curated record. The transcript is spliced from 6 exons. NCBI's taxonomy places the organism in Eukaryota, Metazoa, Chordata, Testudines, Testudinidae. Gene Ontology annotation, molecular function: calcium ion binding.
CCGAGCGGGACUCGGGGCGGGGCCGCAGCUCGGGAGCCGGGAGUUGGAGGAGGGCCGGGCCGGGCGCUGAGCCGCUGCGGAGCCGGCGGGAUGCAGGGUGUCCCCAGCUCUGGUCUCAGGAUGAGGAGCUUGCUGCUAGUGUCUCUGCUGCUGGCCAUGACUCCUGGCUGGGCCGCGCCCAAGGACAGCGCCAACAGGUCUGAGGGCCCUGCUGCAGGUCCUGUUCCCAAUCUUCUGCACCCUGAGCCGGAGGAGCUGCGGCUGCUGCAGCGCUACCUGCGGAGCGUCUGGCAGAUGGCACAGGACCCCGCGCACAUGACGAGGGAGCAGGUGCUCCUCUACCUCUUCGCACUGCACGACUACGACCGGAGUGGGCAGCUGGACGGGCUGGAGUUCAUGCAGCUGCUGAUGGAAGUGGUAUCCCAGCACGCCCAGGGGCAGCCUUCGCCCGACGCGGUGAUCGUGGUGGUCGAUGGGAUCCUGGAGACUCAGGACCUGAACGGGGACGGGUUACUGAAUCCCUCGGAGCUCCUGCUGCCCCCGGCCCAGGGCCAGGCUCCCCUGCCAGCCCAGACUGCCGCCCCCGCCGGGGAAGGGGUUGUGCAGUGGGCACCUGAGGAGCCGAAGCAACCUGCCACGGCCCUGGAGCUGCCAGGCGCCCAGGGUGCAGCAGACCCCGACGGGGAGCUCCCAGAGGCAGCGGGGCCCAUAGCAGAGCAGCCGGGGGCUGAGGGGCCCUUGCUGAGCUGGACGGGGCCAGAGGCAGCUCAGCCUGAAGAGGCUGCCCGGGAGGCUCCAGGGGCCCAGGCCGCGGCCCCCAAUGCUGAGAUCUAGGCCCCCAGCCUAGAUCCAUGGAGAGCUCAGGGCACUGCCAGGGCAGAUCAGAGCUGGCAUGGGGGGUGCAGGGGUGGGGGGCAGCUGUGCACAGGGAAACUGAGGUGGUGGUGGGGAACCCCCCUCCCACACACACAUUCUGGAUCUGGCUGAGUGGUGCCAGGGGAGGGGGCUGCCUCUCUCCCCACCCCUGGGGAAAGCAGCUGGGCUCAGAUGGAGAGGAGCGUGUGAGCUGCUCCUCAGGACAAUGGGCUGUGGGGAGGCAGGUACCUGACCCCUACCUGGGCUGGGGAGCCCAGGAGCCAGGCACAGCAUCCAAGCAGGGUUACCCUCGCCAGCGCUGACCUGGCCCUGCCAGAAGCUGGCUGCCUGGACUGAGGGGCACCGGGACAUGUGCAAUCAAUCAUGUAACUUACAUUUUGAAACAGAAAAAUAUACACUGAGGCCCAGGGCUGCUGCCCCCUCGCUGGCUGCACUGCACUGCA